This is a messenger RNA of Vicugna pacos (alpaca), 1704 nucleotides long. It is a transcript of the gene FXYD6, whose product is annotated as FXYD domain containing ion transport regulator 6. Gene Ontology annotation, biological process: regulation of sodium ion transmembrane transporter activity. The record is from RefSeq and is a predicted model, not a curated record. Gene Ontology annotation, cellular component: membrane. Gene Ontology annotation, molecular function: sodium channel regulator activity. Lineage: Eukaryota; Metazoa; Chordata; Mammalia; Artiodactyla; Camelidae.
CACCCCUUCCCAGCCAGGGAGGCGGGAAAAAAGGCGAAAGCCUCGCCCACCGCCCCUGCCCCCAGCCCCGCCACUCCCAGGCUCCUCCGGACUGGGCACGUCCUCCUAGAUUGUCUCGGAGGGACCGCGCCGUGCAGACGUCAUGGAGGUGGUGCUGAUUUUCCUGUGCAGCCUGCUGGCCCCUGCAGUCCUGGCCAGUGCAGCUGAGCAGGAGAAAGAAAAGGACCCUUUUCAUUAUGACUAUCAGACCCUGAGGAUCGGGGGGUUGGUGUUCGCUGUGGUCCUCUUCUCCGUGGGGAUCCUGCUUAUCCUAAGUCGCAGAUGCAAGUGCAGUUUCAAUCAGAAGCCACGGGCUCCAGGGGAUGAGGAGGCCCAGGUGGAGAACCUUGUCACCGCAAAUGCAACAGAGCCCCAGAAAGCAGAGAACUGAAGUGCAGCCCUCAGGUGCAAAGAACCUGAAGGCAGCUGCUUGAACCUUUAGAUGCAAAUGCUGAUGCUUAAGAAAAACCAGCCACUUCAGCAACAGAUCUUUCCCUGGGAGAAGCCAAGAACUUGUGUGUUCCCCUGCCCUUUCCGCAGCCCCUCCAAUGCCUGUCCUCAACUUAAUGAUGCAACACCGCCUCCCCUACCUGCAGCCUGUGGUCUCAUCCACCUCCUGUGACGUGUUGUGUGUGUGUGCGUGCGUGCGUCUGAUGACUGUGGUCUUUGUGGCUGCUUGUUCGUGGAUGAUGAUGUGUUGUGGUGAACCUGGACUCACUUUCCUGGGCAGGAGCUGAGCCUUGUGGCCGUCAGCUCCUCCCUGCUCUCCGUGGCCCCAUCCCCUCCCACUUCCACGAGCCUGCUUUUUCCCUGAGAGGCCAGUCCUUCUCUGGAUGCAGGGAUGGGUGCAGGGGUGGGGCACGGGCGGGAGUCUCCAGUUGUCCUGGGACUUGGGAGAGUUUACAUCACGUUACAAUCAUCCUGCCUGGCCGCUCUUCACCCCUGUUACAAGCACCUUGCUUCCGUGGUCCUUCCUGGACCAAGUCUGUUCUGAGGUCUUUGGCAGUGGGAGGUUCCCAGAAAGAAGCUGGAAGCCCGUUUUGCCCUCAGGCGGCUACUCCCCUUCCCUGGUCCCCAUCUGCCCCACCCCCCACUUACUCUGCCCCCGGGGAACAUGUCCCUUGCCUGUCUUCUCAGCAAUAACCCCUUGGGCUCUGGAACCCUACUCCCCACUCCAGCCUCCCCGGCUCCCGAGGCUCCCAUCUACGGCCCAGCUCGCCUGGACUCAGACUCCCCGUCCCUGAAUUGGGUCUCUGGCAGGAGAUGACUGAGGGCUGCAUUCAGGUGAGGCCAGUGCUCUGGGGAGGGGCGGCAGGGAGAGCAGGGGUCCUUUGCUUCUCUGUCCACGUCCCAUUGGCCAGGCAGCAGCGGUGGCUCCUGGGCCCUGUGUUCUGCCCUUCGCUGGUCAGAAUGGCGAGGGCAGCAGCCGUGCUGCGGGUUGGAGACCGGGCAGGGCUCCGCGCAGCCCUGCUGCGGACGGAACAGCAAGAGGUUGAAGGCCGUGAAGAGAGUGGAAGAUGAGACCCCACCCCUCCCGCCCAUCGUGUUCUCGUGAAAACUAACCAAACCCAGACCGUGCCGCCGUGACCAGGACUGCUGUCCUCUGUGUUGUGCCCUCCUCUCCACAAUGACAAAAAGGAAUAAAAUACCACUUGUUUCCUAGUG